Cygnus olor (mute swan) is the source of this 4375-nucleotide messenger RNA. It is a transcript of the gene NUDT1, whose product is annotated as nudix hydrolase 1. The transcript has 4 exons. Bases 1 to 906 code for a protein of 301 amino acids. The record is from RefSeq and is a predicted model, not a curated record. Lineage: Eukaryota; Metazoa; Chordata; Aves; Anseriformes; Anatidae. Gene Ontology annotation, biological process: DNA protection. Gene Ontology annotation, molecular function: 8-oxo-7,8-dihydroguanosine triphosphate pyrophosphatase activity.
AUGCCCGCACUCAUCCCGUACACGCAGCUGGACGCCGGCCGGCCCAGGGCACGUUUCACCUUCACAACCUCCCCUCCUGCAUUGCCAGUGACGACAACCCCAAAACCCCUGACGAAAAUUCAAGGCGCCGGGUCAAACCCUGCACCUCCCGGGGCAGAGGAGGGUCGGCACCCCCAGACCGGGGCCGGACCCUCCGCCUCGCCUCACCCACACCGCCCCCGGUACCCCCCUCAGCGCCGCGCUCCCCUCAGCCGCCCCGCGCCGGGCCCCUCGCCGCGACAUGGCGGCCACCGGGCCUCGGCCCUGCCCGCUCCGGGGCGGCGCCGAGGGCGGUGCUGGAGCCUCAGCGGCGCGGGAAGAGCGGAGCCGAGCCUCUGGCAAUCGGGACAUCGCCGUCAGGAGCCGUCCGGAGAGACCCUGCUUCGCACAGGAGCCAUGUGUACGCCCAACCUCUUCACCCUCGUCCUGGUGGUGCAACCAUCUCGCAUCCUCCUGGGCAUGAAGAAACGUGGGUUUGGAGCCGGGCUCUGGAACGGUUUUGGGGGAAAGGUGCAGCCGGGUGAGAGCAUCGAGGAGGCUGCUCACAGGGAGCUCCAGGAAGAGAGCGGACUGACUGUGGACACCUUGCAGAAGAUGGGCCAGAUCACAUUUGAAUUUGUAGGCAACCCUGACCUCAUGGAAGUUCACAUUUUCCGGGCAGAUCAUUUUAAUGGAGAGCCAACAGAAAGUGAUGAAAUGCGGCCUCAGUGGUUUCAGCUGGAUGAGGUGCCAUUCAGUCAGAUGUGGCCAGAUGAUAGCUAUUGGUUUCCCCUGCUGCUUCAGAAAAAGAAGUUUCAUGGCUAUUUUAAGUUCCAAGGACAAGACACUAUCCUGGAGCACACCCUGAAAGAAGUGGAGGAAGUUUAAGAAGAAAACAGAAGCAUUCAUCACACAUGAUGCCUUCGUUGAGCUAGAACGCCAUGAGUACUUACAGGGGUCUCCUUUCUCAGCUCCCCAGCAAAGGAGAUUUAUCCGCCAGUUCACUGGGAAGUAAAGAAAAUAAGGGCAUUUCUUAAAGCAGAUACAGAUGUAACGAGACUUUCCAUGCUAUGAAGUCACUGACUGUAGUAUGCUUUAGCGGUUACUUGAAGACAACUCUGAAGAACUUGCAGUUAACCCUUGUUUCUCAGGUGGUUAGUGUGUUAGGCUUUUCCAUCAUGGCUGGAAAUCUUUUUAAAAAAAAGAUUAAAAAUGUUUUUCAGUAAAAGAAUUUGUUUUCCUAUUAUGAACAUCUGGCUAAUUUCUAGACUGUUUAAGGGCCCUUCAGGAAUUGGCUUCCUUUCACAGAAACACUAAGUGGACUCUUUCUCAGACUAACAGCAGAAUCUGUCAAGUAUAUUCUCUGUGCCCGUUUCUAUAUAGUUCCCAAUGUAGUAUUACUUCCUGGGAGAAGGUGACAUUUGAUCAGUGCUGUGAAAACCCUUUGAAAAGUUUAGGUAGUGAUCCUUUCAGAAUUCUCCUGCUGAAGGCAACAGAAGAUUAUAGGAGUUAAGAAAACAAAGUCUGAAGUAGAUGUAUCGCACUGUUUGAGCCCUGUUUUCACUUGGACUUUCCGCUGUGAACUUAGCUGCUUCAAGCAUUUUGUACUGACAGGUGAAAAUAAUCCAGACAAAAUCCCACCCAGGUUCCAGCAAGUCUGUGUCACAAAGCGCAGUCACCCACGGCUGCAGGCUCUGCCACAUGCCAGCAGCAGGUGACCUGUUCAGCCCAGCUCGGCAUGGUGGGGAGUGAAAGAUUCAAUCAAACUGCUAGAAAUAACACAUCACAUCUGUAACUUUAUACAAGGUCUUUUUUUUUUUCUUUUAAACACUUUUACAAACACAUAUAACACUUACAGAUAGAAUCUUGGAAUGUAAUAUAGGAUCUGUAAACAUUUCCAGUCUACCAGCUGUAGUAAUAGUUCUUUAAUUCCUGCAUUUGGAUAAAGUGCUUCAUACAUAAGGCUAUUUGAGCAAAGCAAAGAUACAGGAUAUUCCAGGCAGGCAGAAUUCAUACCCUCUGAACAAGAUUGUUUCUUCUCAUCUCCCUCCAGCAGUCCUGAAUAAUUUAUACCACUCAAAAAUGCCUUUCUUCAUAUGCUCAAUAAGCCACAGGUCAGACUUAAAGGAUAAGAGUUAACAUCUUAUACUCUUACCUUUCCUUUUGUGCUGCACAGUGACUUAUUUACAGAGUUUUUAAUACCUCUGCUUCUGACGUAGCAGUAAGGGUUUCUGACUGUUCUAGUGGAGAGAAUGGCUUGAGGCAAGCAGAGGAGAGAAAAUAAGCACAAGGGUAUAAGUUGCUCGUAACAGGAUGUAAAACCUUACUGCACGGUAGGAAAGGGAGUGACUGGCAGCUGAUACCUGUUAUGUUCCCUUUAUUUAUUUCCUGGUGGAAACUGUAAAUUGUAUGGUCAAGGGGGAGCAAAUUACUUUCUAUUCCUCCAGGAAUUUAGGUAGGAAAAGAACAAGUGUGGCUCAGGCCUGCACUUGUAUUUGCUAUCCCCUAUUCUCAGGUCAGUUCAGUCCUUUUACGAAGAUACUUCCUUCCACCAGCACUGAAUUUUACCUCAUGUCAAAAAGUAGUGACUAUUUAUUGUUCCUGCUGCAGCUGUGGAGACUGAUUCUGUCCCCAGCUGGUGCUCGUUGACUUCUAGAAACAGCAGAAAUUGAAGAUUGUGAAUUAGCCUCUAACAAAUUCCAGGAAUUACACCCUUGCAUGAUCAAAGUAGAAGAGUAAAAGCGCUGGAAUGCAGCAAGGUACUGUUGAAAAUGUGUUAAAAGGAGCAAAGUUCAAGGAAGAUGGAAGGAGAGGGAAAGAAGCAAAGACCAAAGUUGUACUGUAAAUAUAAUAGGUUGGGAAGCUUUUCAACACAUGGUAUCAGUCAGAAAGCCUGUAUAUUGCCACUUCACAGCUUAGAGCAGAGGUGACCUUAACAGUGACCAAAACAAAUAGCCCUUUUGAUAAAGACAUUUUUCAGGCUCUCCACUGUUUACUACCCUGGUAUCUCCAUGAUAUUUGACAGAGACACUGACAGAAAAAAUUGGAGGCCUUUUCUCUAAUUGUUAUUUUAAACACAAGGAAGUCACCAUGAGUUCAAGCUACACAGAAAGCUUCCAUCCAAGAAGGCACGUUAACUCUUUGGCGCUACAUCUUACAUUUAUCAGUUCUUGGCUAGGCAGCACACGCUCUUCAGUUAGGCUUAUGGGUUGCUUAGUGUUUAUUGCAAUCUACCCUUCUACCAGCAACGGGACCAACAACUUAAGUCUUGUUCUCUCCCCUGUAUAUAGCUGAACUGUUUGCUGCAGAGGGCAAUAGCAUAGAGGUAACGAGUACUGGCUCCCCUACAUUGUAAACUAGGAUAGAUAGAGAACUGAAAAUAACUCGAUUGAUUCCCUGCUACAUUCCUCUAGAGCAAGGAAGCUGUACUUGACGCUGCUCUCCGCAAGCCUGACGCAUCCCUAAACUGAACAGGGCAAGUACAGCAAGGAAAUCCCUCACCUACUGAGGUAAACAUGAUACUGCUAGUUGCACACUGACCAGUCUCCCAGAGGCAAGGUUUGCAAACGAAGGGUUGCAUGAAACAGUGUGCAUUGUUUAGGAAUGAGACAGAAGCUUGACAGUCCUGUAUGAAAUAAACGCUGAAAGUGCCAUCAGCUGUAUCAACUUUGAGAAUAUUAGGCCUAUGUUCUCAAAACACUUGGUGAACAGAUUGGGGAAAAAAAAAGCAAAACAAGAAAAUCCCACCCCCAAACUGUUGUCCUCGAAGAGGCAAGGGCUGACAGUGGAGGAGUGGGUGUUUUCUCAAAUCAACGUAAUUCCAGUUUUUUACAGGUCAUGCGCUCUAUGCACAUGGAUAGCAGUCUGUGCAUUUGAAUUACAGAAUUUUUGAGUUAAAGAAUAAUUGCUUUGAAGGAGAACAGGAAAGAUAAGUUAAUUAGUCUAAAGCCCGACUCUUUGUUUUUGUGUUUAUGUUUUGUUUUUCUGAAGUCUGAAAUUGCAACUUCUUUUUCUAAAUGUGAGAAGUGCAAUGUUUCAUUCAGAACUUACGAAGUACUAGCCCACGGAACAUACCCUGGUCGUCUAUCCCAGCCAAACAAGAAACAGAGAAAACAUCAGAUCUUCCUCCAAAACAUACAGCAUUUUCUCAAUUUGACUGUUCACAUCAAUGAAACAAACCUUAAUAAAGGAUGUGUACUAAGACAAAGCAAGUCACAGUCCCUAACCAGCCAGCACCUUCUAUAGAUGGUAGGAAUGAAGAGCAUCCAAAAAUACAUUAAAAUGCUCUUUGCACUUUUAACCACAAACAAUCUUCCUAGUCAAGGCAAUGUCAAGCAGGAAAACAAAACAAAACAAA